This is a messenger RNA of Drosophila arizonae, 770 nucleotides long. RefSeq names its product ATP synthase subunit O, mitochondrial (gene ATPsynO). The record is from RefSeq and is a predicted model, not a curated record. Gene Ontology annotation, biological process: proton motive force-driven ATP synthesis. Lineage: Eukaryota; Metazoa; Arthropoda; Insecta; Diptera; Drosophilidae. Gene Ontology annotation, molecular function: proton-transporting ATP synthase activity, rotational mechanism.
AUAUUGCCCAGUCGAAUCAACCCUGCACGCCGCAGCUGCGAGAUUUAGGUGGAAAAGUAUUUGCAAGGAAUAAGCAAUGGCCUCUAUUAACAAAUUAGCACUUUUGAGCCGCUCACUCAGCUCCGCUGCUGCCCAGCAGGUGGUGAAGCCACCAAUCCAAUUGUUCGGAUUGGAGGGCCGUUAUGCCACCGCUCUGUAUUCGGCGGCCACCAAAUUGAGCCAAUUGGAUCAGGUGGAAAAGGAUUUGACCGCUCUGCAGUCGACCAUUAAGGCCGACAAGAAGCUGCGCGAACAAGUCACUAGCCCCAUCAUCAACAAGAAGGUAAUGGCCACUGCUCUUAAAGAAGCUGCCGCAAAGCUGAAAUUUGCACCAGCCACAGCCAAUUUGUUGGGUCUUUUGGCUGAUAAUGGACGCUUGAAGAAGUUGGACACAGUUAUCAGUGCCUUCAAGACCAUUAUGGCUGCUCACCGUGGUGAGGUUGUCUGCGAAGUUAUCUCGGCCAAGCCUCUAGAUGCUGGACAGAACAAGCAAUUGGAGGGUGCCCUCAAGUCUUUCCUGAAGCCCAACCAGUCGCUGAAGAUCACCUCUCGCGUGGAUCCCAGCAUUAUUGGUGGACUGAUCGUGUCCAUUGGCGACAAAUAUGUCGACAUGAGCAUUGCCACCAAAGUGAAACUCUACACAGACGUCAUUCAAUCCGCCGCUUAAGCUUAAAGAUUCAGUGUCCGGCGUGUAAUAGCGAAUAAACCUGUUGAGGAUAAUUUAAAACAUU